Molecule: messenger RNA, 3426 nt
Organism: Trachemys scripta elegans
Lineage: Eukaryota; Metazoa; Chordata; Testudines; Emydidae
Gene: SLC27A6
Product: solute carrier family 27 member 6
Exons: 11
Coding region: 168-2030 (620 amino acids)
Molecular function (GO): long-chain fatty acid transmembrane transporter activity; long-chain fatty acid-CoA ligase activity
Source: RefSeq, a predicted model, not a curated record
GCGGAGGGGUGGAGUGAGGCAGCAGAGGCUUUAGCUUCGCCUUAUGCAAGGAGCGCAGCAGGAAUCGCAGCACCGAGAUUCCCCACCCGUCUUCUCCGCAAGUGCCUGUCUGACCUUAGCCCCAGACAGGAGGUCGUGCUAGUCUGUUGUUUGCUCCGCUUGUUCCGAUGUUACCCUUUUGGGUAACGGGCGCCGCAGCUGGGAUUGUCUCCCUGCAUCUCAUCCAGAAACUCCUCUUCCCCUACUUCUGGCACGACCUGAAAUACCUGCUUAAAGUGAUAAAGUAUGGGCUGACCGUGGAGAUCUACAGGCUGCGAGGGAAGAUUUUCACGGUGCUGGACAGGUUUGUGAAGCAAGCUGAAAGGCAGCCCAACAAGCCAUUCAUCCUCUAUGAAGGGGCCGUUCACACUUAUCAGGACGUGGAUAGGAGGAGUAACAGGGUAGCUCAGGUCUUCCUGCAACAAGGAGCUCUGGAAAAGGGGGAUACGGUGGCCCUGCUGAUGAGCAAUGAACCUGACUUCAUCCAUGUGUGGUUUGGAGUGGCCAAGCUGGGCUGUGUGGUGGCUUUCCUCAACUUCAACAUCCGAUCCAGGUCUCUUCUGCAUUGUAUCAGCAGCUGUGAGUCCAAGAUACUUAUUGUGGGAGCAGAUAUGCUUGGGACAUUAGAGGAAAUUCUUCCUAGCCUCCAAAAAGAUAUUGGUAUUUGGGUAAUGACAAAAGACUGCACUCUGCCACGUGUUAAUACCCUUUUAGACAAACUGGAAGCUGCAUCUGAAGACUGUGUACCAGUUAAUCUCCGCUCUGCAAACAACCUGAAGUCUUCCGUACUCUACAUUUUUACCUCAGGAACAACAGGUCUACCAAAAGCUGCAGUUAUCAGUCAUCUGCAGAUUCUAAAAGGAGCUGCUGGAUUAUGGGCAUUUGGUGCUACUGCAGAUGACACUGUUUAUAUAACUCUCCCUCUUUACCACAGUGCAGCUUCUCUCCUUGGCAUUGGUGGAUGUAUUGAAUUGGGUGCAACUUGUGUCUUAAGAAAGAAAUUCUCAUGUAGUCAGUUCUGGAGUGACUGCAAAAAGUACAAUGUGACUGUUAUCCAGUAUAUCGGAGAACUUUGUCGUUAUCUUUGCAAUCAACCUGUGAAAGAAAGAGAAAAAGAUCACAAAGUUCGCUUGGCAGUUGGAAAUGGAGUAAGGAGUGAUGUAUGGAGAGAAUUUUUAGGCCGAUUUGGUGACAUCAAGAUGUGUGAGUUUUAUGGGGCUACUGAAGGAAACAUUUGUUUCAUGAACCACACCGGGAAAAUUGGAUCUGUGGGACGUACUAAUUUCUUUUAUAAGCUUUUUUUCCCUUUUGACUUAAUCAAGUAUGAUUUUAAAAAAGAUGAACCGAUUAGAAAUAGGCAUGGUUGGUGUGAGAAGGUUAAGAAAGGUGAGGUUGGUCUUCUGAUUUCCAAAGUGAAUGCAAAGAAUCCCUUCUUUGGUUAUGCUGGGAGUAAGAAACAUACAGAAAAGAAAUUACUCUGUGAGGUGUUUAAGAAGGGAGACAUUUAUUUCAAUACAGGGGAUCUGAUGGUUCAAGACCAAGAGAAUUUUCUUUACUUUUGGGACAGGAUCGGGGAUACCUACAGGUGGAAAGGAGAGAAUGUUGCAACCACUGAAGUUUCUGAUGUCAUUGGUAUGUUGGACUUCAUACAGGAAGCCAAUGUAUAUGGUGUUCCUGUGCCAGAUCAUGAAGGAAAAGUGGGAAUGGUCUCUGUUAUUUUGAAGCCCAAUAAAUCAUUAGAUUUGGAACAAAUGUAUGAACAAGUUGUGACAUAUCUACCAGGUUAUGCUUGUCCACUAUUUUUAAGACUCCAGGAAACAAUGGAAAUGACAGGAACUUUCAAACAACAAAAAUUUCGGUUGGUGAGGGAAGGGUUUAAUCCAUCUGCAAUCACUGAUCCUCUUUAUUUUUUAUACAGUUCUAAAAAAUCUUAUGUUCCAUUAACCAAAGAACUUCAUGACAAGAUCUUAUCUGGGCAACUGAAACUUUAAUUAGUGUUAAAUUAUUAACAGAUUUGUUAACUACUUUGUAAGAAGCAACAAAGGCAUUAAGUAAUAUUUCUAUGUAGUUUGUAUUCUUGAUAUUUUGCAGCCAUACCUUUUUGGAUUCAGAAGUUUUACUACACUUUUCAUUUUUCACCGUCUCUGAACACUAAUCAUUUUCUACCUCCUGAAACACCAAUAGUUAUAUUACUUAUAAAACAUGUUUAAAAUACGUCUUCUUUGUGAUUUGGGGUAUAGAAUCAUAGAAUAUCAGGGUUGGAAGGGACCUCAGGAGGUCAUCUAGUCCAACCCCCUGCUCAAAGCAGGACCAAUCCCCAGACAGAUUUUUGCCCCAGAUCCCUAAAUGGCCCCCUCAAGGAUUGAGCUCAUAACCCUGAGUUUAGCAGGCCAAUGCUCAAACCACUGAGCUAUCCCUCCCCUAUGUCUUGAAUCUAUUUUCUAUAUUAGACAUGAAUGAGUGAUAUUUACAGAAAAAUAAUAAUAUACACAGAAAUAAAUUAUAUUGGAAAAAUAUAAUAGUGUUAGUACUGUUGCUUGAGACGAACCUCUAUUUUACUGUAGUUAAUAGUUUCCCUGUAAAUUUCAUAAAGCCUAAUGAUUAUUUAUAAAAUGUUAAAAUUAAAAAGGAACUGAAGAAAGGUAGGGAGAGAAACACAACGAACAAGAAUAUUAGCUCUUCAAAAGAUUUGUUUUAAUUAACCAGCAGGUGCCUUGUUUUCUUAAUGAUUGAUUGGGAUUAUUAUUUAUAGGUAUUUUAAAAUUCUAAACAUACAUGCUAAAACACUGUUCUUAAGAGUUGUAAAAUAAAAUGUAAAAGUUAAAAUAAGCUGUAUUCGUGUCAGUCAGAUUUGGGAUUAAUGACAAAGUUUUGUUUUGGGAUUGGUUACAUUAUGCUCCUCAUAGAGGACAGAUGGCUGGUUUAAAAAAUAUAUUAGGUUAGAUUGCCUCCUCUCCUGAACCAUCCUCUUAUGCCAAAUUUCUCCAAUUAGUCUGUCAAUCAGAUGUGAUAUUUACAGACUUUUAUAGAAAUUAAGUAUUCUACUCUCAUUGUUCAAAAUAUAGUGAUGCUGUUGCUGCUAUUCAGCACUGGACACAUCAUCUCUUUAUCCAGUAUGAUUACAGCACAAAGACCUCCUGAAAGUAGUAGUCUAAAAUGUAUUACUUACAAUUUACAUCUUUUACUUUUAUUUUUAAAAAUUGACUUUAGAAGUCUAGUGAAGUCGUGUUAUUAAUGUUUAUACUAGAAUAUACAGUACAAAUACUGUUUGAGAUCAGGAUGUUCACUGCUAUUGGCCUUUAACUAAAUAUUAGUUUAAUCUUUGCCCUUUUGUAGUCCUUUUUCAGAUUGCAAAUUUGAUUUGGACCUUAAAAAAAAAAAAAAAAA